UUCUGGCGCGCCAGCGCAAGGCGAACAGAAGACUGUGGGUGUUUUCAGAAAAACAACCUUUCUGCUCGCCGCGUGAUGUAGCGACUUCGUCAAUGCGCACGCAUAUCGCGGUGAAACAUAGGGGAGGCUGGUAAUACUUAGAAGCGCGAGUGUGCGAAGCGUAACCACAUCGUCUGCAUUGGGGCUCGAGCGUUCCCGGCUAAGAUGAUAGGCGGCGAUUUCGGUGGUUCGGCAGGUUCGGCGGCGGCUGACGCACUUCACCGCGGGAUAGGUCCUGUUCCCGCUGGCCAACACGUCGCGGUCAUGACCGUACGCGACGCACUCACUGCGUGUACCGACGAGCUUGCCGCAUACGGCGUGCCCUGCGAGAUCGGCCAUUACUCCGUGCAAGGGGAACAGCGUGAGUAUGUCGACAGUGCCGUUCAAAAGAGGUACCUGCGUACGCCGAUUCCCUCGACUCCGAACUGGGAUCUGAACAGCGGAUACGAAAAUGCACAGCGCAGAGUCAGGGAAUCCAUGUCACCGACGCAUAACCUACUCCGUUGGAUUAUUCUCAACAAGGACAAAGUGGUGACGCCUUCGUCGGAUGAGGAGAGACCUUCGUCGUCGCUGGAGGCGGAGCGCCCACGCAUGGGUUUUAUCUGCGGCCGGUACACUUUGGCAACCCUUCUGUGCACGCCGUUCGAGGAAAGUAAAGCCUGGAAGAUAGCGGCGUGUCAGCAUAGAGGCAUCGUGUACAUCCGUGGCAUUCCUAUGAAUGAAGGAGUUGAGCGGUCUCUCACUGACAGCCAUGACCGGAAUCGUGAUCGUCUGGGCUACUGGGGCAAGAAAUUCCUGCACAUCAUGACCACAAAUGAACCAGGAGCUUCCGCCGAGGAGGAUGAAGUGGUCAGGGAAAACGAUACAUACAACGUCGUCCUCCGCUGCCAGCUUGGAUCGCACUCUAUCGUGCUAGGAAGUGAAGUGAAAGCAGUGAACCCUACUGUCCUAUGCGAGCCGGGUUGCACGGCUGGCUAUGUGGAGUUCAAGACUUGUCGCGACAACUUCACGAGGGCCCAGCGCUACAAGUUCUACAGACACGCGUUGCUACGUUGGUGGGCCCACUGCCGCCUGUCUGGCGUCCCGAAGGCGUUAUGCGGCUAUCGCAGCGAAAAUGGAAUUCUAUUGGCCAUCCAGGAGUUUGACGUCAUGAAGAUGCCGGAGAUAGCUGGGGGAAAGUGGUCGGAAGAUAUAUGCAUGAAAUUCUGCGACCAGCUGCUAUCCUUUAUCAAAGGCCAUGUUGAAGCAAAUGACGGAAGGACUGCCUACCUUUUCGACUACGUGCCGUCUUCAGGUGAAGUUAUGUGCAAGCGCCUGACAGAUCCCGGGAACCAUUAUGGGCUUCCAGAUUGGUUCCUAGAGGCCUUCGAAGGCUAUUGAAGUGUACACAUCAGCUGCUCUCCUAAUCACACCGCAUGCGACGAUUUUACGACAGCUGUUCUUCUGAUGCUUUUUAUUUUUUUAUAAGACAAAGGUCUGGUAUUGGUCGCCCCGGAAAACGUCCUACAUUGUGCCGAUUACGACGGCAGCACAUUGCCUUAUGGAAUGUGCGAAGUAUAUCGUUUAUAUGAUCUAAUGUUUACAAAAUUGUCGAUGUUUUUAAAUAAUGUUUGACAGAGCUUCUGAUUGUAAAUUUUAACGCUUGAUUACAGUGCUCUAUAAACAUUGCAAUGUUACCUCGUAAAUGCAGUACAAUGUAAAUCAAUGGAUACAGAUAUCGGAAUAUACGGGGUGUUUCAGCGAACACUUUCAAAAUUUAUUUAAGGUUGC
Molecule: messenger RNA, 1809 nt
Organism: Dermacentor silvarum
Lineage: Eukaryota; Metazoa; Arthropoda; Arachnida; Ixodida; Ixodidae
Product: decapping and exoribonuclease protein-like
Exons: 6
Coding region: 205-1419 (404 amino acids)
Biological process (GO): NAD-cap decapping; nuclear-transcribed mRNA catabolic process
Cellular component (GO): nucleus; cytosol
Molecular function (GO): mRNA 5'-diphosphatase activity
Source: RefSeq, a predicted model, not a curated record